UGCUGAAAUUUGAGCCAUGAGUCUCCUAAACAGAUGUUCCAUGAAGGACCACCAAGCCAUUGAAGUGCAGUCAGCUGUUGGAGAUUUUCUCCUUCCUCACGAGACUUGGGUGUGCAAUCCAACAGGAAUCUCCAUGAAUACACACUGCUUCCCCACAGAGGAGCUGGCGAGGUCGGUGGUUGGUGAUCGGGGACUGUUGGAUGCGAACACGGAGCGCUUCGAUCUCUCCGAAUGGAUCGACACAGUUGCAAAGCAACUGUCUGAUAACACACCCACUGUACUCCAUGAGAAAGCAUCGGCCACUCAAUCUGAUGCCCUUGCACUCCCAAGCAAUGACUCAUCCACUAUAACUGAGGAUUACAUGCCGAAAAAGCGGAUCCGGAAGCUCUCCGAAGCUCCGGAUCCUCUGGUUCACUGUAAAAAUAUGUCACAGGAUCUCCCGAGAGAGCACACCGAGUCCUCGGAUGAAGGCAUGCUGUUGCUGUCCCACCUCCUCGAGUGUGCAGUGGCGAUCUCAGUCGACGAUUUGGUGACGGCGAAUAGCAUAGCCCUCGAGCUCGGGCAGUCUGCCUCUCCCUACAGACCAUCGUCUGCUGAGAGGGUGGUGGCCUACUUUGCCAGGGCCAUGGCUAGCAGGAUCAUGAACUCAUGGCUAGGGAUCUGCACACCCUUGCACUCAUACAAGGCCACCACGGCUGCCUUCCAAACCUUCCACACAGUAUCACCAUUUGUCAAAUUUGCUUACUUGGCCUCGAACCAGGCAAUCCUGGAGGCCUUCGAGGACCGGGAGCGGGUCCACAUCAUCGAUGUCGAUAUCAUGCAUGGGUCCCAGUGGCCGACGCUGCUCCAUGCUCUCGCCACCAGGGUGCGGGGCCCGCCCCACGUCCGGAUGACCGGGCUGGGGGUGUCCCUAGGCACCCUGGAGGAGACCGGAAAACAGCUUUCUUGCUUUGCGAGGAGGCUCGGCAUGCACUUUGAGUUCCAGCCGGUGGCUAAGAGGUUCUCGGAGGUGGAAAUGAGCGUGCUGCAAGGUAGACGGGCGGAGGCCGUGGCAGUGCACUGGCUUCAACACUCGUCGUACGACGCGAUCGGCUCGGACCACAAAGCUUUGAGCAUGCUGAAAGACUUGGCGCCCAAGGUGGUGACCCUCGCCGAACAAGAAAUGGCUCGAUCGGGUCCCUUCCUGGAGCGGUUCGUCGGGGCCCUACACUACUAUUCAUCCAUGUUUGAUGCCCUAGCCGUGUCGUUGCCCCACGACAAUCCCGACAGACACAGGGUGGAGCACGACCUCCUUUCUCGUGAAGUCACAAAUGUGCUAGCCGUCGGGGGUCCGGCUCGAAGCGGAGAGGUCAAGUUCAGCAGCUGGCGUGCCGAGCUCCUGCGAAAUUGCCAGCAUUUCACACAGGUGCCGCUUAGCAGCAACACAGCCUCACAUGCACAACUGGUGCUCAACAUGUUGCCCUCCUCCCAUGGCUACACUCUCUUUCAGGGGGAUGGAACCCUUAAGCUGGGUUGGAAGGAUACUUCCUUGUACACUGCCUCAGCUUGGACAUCCAAUGCUUGGCACCAUUUCCAUUUUUUGUGAAUGGAUCCAUUCCUCACUCUCUAUUUCUACAAUAUGACAGAGACACAGAGAGA
Messenger RNA from Amborella trichopoda, 1638 nucleotides. Lineage: Eukaryota; Viridiplantae; Streptophyta; Magnoliopsida; Amborellales; Amborellaceae. The record is from RefSeq and is a predicted model, not a curated record.